AUGACAAAUUAUAGGUGGGAAGUGGACACUAUAUUUAGCGGUAAGGAUGAGUUUAAGGAUGCCAUUAGAAGGUAUGUUGUUCAUGCUGGGAGGGCUCUAAAAUUUGUGAAAAAUGAUAAUCAUAGGGUGAGGGUCAGAUGCAUGGCUGGCCAAUGUAAGUGUCCAUGGGUAGCUUAUUGUGGGUAUUUGCCAUCACAUAAAAUUUGGCAAUUGAGGAAGAUAAUUGAUACUCAUACUUGCAGCAGGCAACUUAACAUUAAACUAAUGAAUUCUAAGUGGUUGAGUCAAGAAAUAGAUAAGUCUUUAGUUGACAAUCCUAAUUUAAAUGUGAAAGACAUACACAGUAAAGCAUUAAGGAAAUGGAAUACAAAUGUGUCAAUUUCCAAGGCACGAAGGACAAAGUUAAUUGCAUCAAGACAACUUGAAGGAGAUUUCAACGAACAAUUUAAAAGGAUCUAUGACGAUGGACAUGAGUUGUUGAGGUGUAACCCAGGGUCAACAGUGAAGGUUAAAGUUGACGCUAAUAAUGGUGACCCAAUCUUCCAAAGAAUAUAUGUUUGUCUCAAAGCUUGUAAAGACAGGUUCAUCAACUGUAGGCCGAUUAUAUGUUUGGAUGGAUGUUUUUUGAAAGGUCAGUACAAGGGGGAGGUGGUUACUGUUGUUGGUAGGGACCAAAACGAGCAAAUGUUACCCCUUGCCUAUGCAGUUGUAGAAGUGGAAAACAAAGACAGUUGGACUUGGUUUUUGCAGUUAUUAAUUGAAGACCUCAGGGGAAAUGAAGUCUGUGGGAGGUGCACGUGGAUGUAUGACCAGCAAAAGGGAUUAGUGCCAGCUAUCCAGGAGCUUCUUCCUAGCGCAAAACAAAGAUUCUGCAUGAGACACCUCUAUGCCAAUUUCAGGAAAAGGUUUUGUGGUCAAAUAUUGAAGAAUUAG
Messenger RNA from Vigna radiata var. radiata (mung bean), 933 nucleotides. RefSeq lists its product as uncharacterized. Lineage: Eukaryota; Viridiplantae; Streptophyta; Magnoliopsida; Fabales; Fabaceae. The transcript is spliced from 2 exons. The record is from RefSeq and is a predicted model, not a curated record. Bases 1 to 933 code for a protein of 310 amino acids.